Molecule: messenger RNA, 2052 nt
Organism: Colletotrichum spaethianum
Lineage: Eukaryota; Fungi; Ascomycota; Sordariomycetes; Glomerellales; Glomerellaceae
Product: transcription factor tau subunit sfc4
Exons: 4
Coding region: 1-2052 (683 amino acids)
Biological process (GO): transcription initiation at RNA polymerase III promoter
Cellular component (GO): transcription factor TFIIIC complex
Source: RefSeq, a predicted model, not a curated record
AUGGACACCAAGGACGAGCGUGUCAAUGACGGGAUGGCGGAUGAGGGCAUCCACGACAACGCUCGACCGAAAGACACAGGCGGUCGCCCGUUGGCGGACUGGCAAGACAGCAACUCGGCACCCCGGUACCCCAUCCCGAAGAGAGCCAUGGGUGCCGUCGAAAUCCCUAUGAUUGUCAUGAACCUGGAUCGAACAGAAAAGGCCUUUGGUAAUAUCUCAUCUUUUCAAAACAUCCUGGACACGGAGCGCAACACAAUCCCAUUCUAUCUCAACCCCGAGAGCCCCUUCCGCAGACCCAUCAUGUCUCACAGCGCUACCAGUCACAACGUGGUGUUGAAAAUCACAGUGCCGAAGCGCACCGGCAGGAAGCGUAAGAGGGGGACCAACGGGCCGUGGGAGGGCGAGGUCGACAUGGCCGACAUCUCCAGGUCGAGUUCGUCAGGGGAGCAGAUCUGCUCGAGAUCCAGGCUGGACAACCCAAAAGUGUUACGGCGGAAAAUGCAGGAUAACGUCGACAACUACGACGUGGAGGCUGUCGGUGUCAUCAAGCACACCCAUCGCUUCAGAGGCAUGGCGGACUUCCACUGGGGCCUCGAGCAGUCGCCUUUCAUAUCAAGGUUCAUGAAUCAGGUCAUGCCUGGCGACAUCACGCAAAUGAGAGACUUCAAGUUCCUCGACGGCGUGGACAAGGGACCGAACGCAGACAUCAUCCCGCCGCCAGUGUGGACGCCAAUGACACUGCCGUUCAUUUACAACUACUCCCAGAAUCCCUACGUGCGCUCCGAGCUCGAUCACGCCGGCCAGACCAAGCUCAUCAACACUCAACUGCCGACCCUCAUCGGCUACUUUCUCAAGGCGGACCAAUACCCUAUCCCGGAUGGGCCGCAGACGCCCUACGAUGGCACCGACGAGGAGGUCACGCACUGCAUCGCGCGCAUGCAGGAGGCGAUGGAGGAGCGUCCCAUCUGGACACGCCGGUCGCUCAUGAACAAGCUCGGCUCCAUCGUCCGCAAUGCUAAUGUCAUGAAGCGCUGCGUCGGCUACGUUGGCUACCAGUUCCGCGGCGGGCCCUGGCGCGACGCCAUCAUCAAGUACGGCAUCGACCCUCGCACGGAUCCGGCCUACCGGACAUACCAGACCAUGAUCUUCAACAUGCGCAAGCUGCAGGCGGGCCACAUCGGCGAGACAUGGCAUGCUAUCCGCAGCCUGCGCACCGAGCAGCGCCAGCCGCAGGGUGAUAACCAUGAGUCUCACGUCUUCGACGGCAAGUCGUACUGGACUGACGGCAAGGUCUGGCAAAUCUGUGACAUCACCGACCCGCUCAUUGCGAGGCUCUUCGCUGAAGCGCCGCAGCGGCCCGAGGUCGACAUUUACAACAGCGGCUGGUACCACCAGGGGACGUGGGCCAAGGCCAAGGGCAUCAUGAAGACCAAGAUGAUUGCGAUCCAGUUCGGCCGCAAGCUCAGGGACGACGACUUUGCGGGCAUCUUCGACGUGCGCGAUACGACGCCGCCGCCGGGUGCCUCGAGCGUCCACGUGCCGCUGCCAGACCUCGAGCUCACCGAUGCCGAGAAGCGCGUGCUGUACGGCCGCCGCUUCAAGGAGCCCAAGAAGAAGCGCAAGGGCACUGCCUACCGUGUCACCAAGUCGAACGGGCCGCGCGGCGUGGCCGCUGCGGCGGCGGCAGGCAGUGGCGGGGGCACGCCAAACCCGGAGAUGGGGGUACAGGAGGAGCUCAUGUCUGCCGGGGAGGACAGUCUCGAGGAGGACGAUAGUGAGGGCGAUGAUGACGAGGAUGGCGAGUUUGGCGGCGAGGGGCGUGUGUUUGCGCCCGUGCCUGGUCUCGAUGAGGCCAUGGAUGGGAUUGCUGAGGAGUACGGCGACGAGGACGAGGAUGGGGUGGGUUACGGCUACGACGAGGAUGCCGAGGGGUACGAUGAGACGCAUGUCUAUGACAACGUGGGCGAGCUGCAUAUCGGCGUUGCGUAUGCGGCAGAACAGCCUGGUGAAGCGGACGUGGAGACGGCCUAUCCCUCGGAAGCACUACCAUGA